UGCUGCAAUGGCCGAGGAUAUACACGCUGCAGUGAAAGUUGACUCCUGAUUCAGUGUUUCCAUGUUGGCUUUGACGAGCUUUGUUUGGAGGACGGUUAUGUAAAACUCCUCGUAUCUCACAAUAAAAUAUGGAAGUCGUUGUCUCGGAUAAUGACCGAUCCAGCUCCGAGGGGGAGUACGAGCCCAGACUUGAGAGCCGGGAAGCGGCGGACGGUGAAGCGGGGAGGAUGAUGGACGAUGGUCCCGCUGCCGCCGCUGUCGGCUUCGGGAUGAGCGGCACCGGGGAAGGCAAGAUGGUUCUGGGUCGAGUCAGGCCGAGGGACGAGAAGGAACUCCGGUACCUGCACUUGUUGUGGGAGCCGGGACGAAGUGAGCUCGGCCCGGGCGGUGUGACCAGCAAGCCGGGGAAGAUAACGGGGAGUCGGGCCAGGAGACAGCACCGAACCGUCCGGAACCUGGGUCCUAUUGGGAAAGAUAUUUAUGCUGCUAAAAGACUGAGGGAAGCAGCCAACAGCAAUGACAUCGACACAGUGCGAAAGCUUCUGCAAGACGACAUAGACCCCUGCGCAGCAGAUGACAAAGGAAGGACAGCUCUUCAUUUCUCCUCCUGCAAUGGAAACGAUGGCAUUGGUAGGUUGGUGAUGAACCGAACCCAGCAGCUGCACACAGGGGGCCCCUGGAGGUCAACAUUUCUCAAGGAUUCUUACGGGGAAUAA
Molecule: messenger RNA, 716 nt
Organism: Nematolebias whitei (Rio pearlfish)
Lineage: Eukaryota; Metazoa; Chordata; Actinopteri; Cyprinodontiformes; Rivulidae
Product: ankyrin repeat domain-containing protein 54
Exons: 4
Coding region: 129-716 (195 amino acids)
Molecular function (GO): protein binding
Source: RefSeq, a predicted model, not a curated record